Messenger RNA from Plasmodium relictum, 546 nucleotides. Its product is annotated as RNA-binding protein, putative. Gene Ontology annotation, molecular function: RNA binding. Lineage: Eukaryota; Apicomplexa; Aconoidasida; Haemosporida; Plasmodiidae. The record is from RefSeq and is a predicted model, not a curated record. The transcript is spliced from 3 exons. The coding region runs from base 1 to 546 and encodes 181 amino acids.
AUGAGAAUAUUGAAGAUAUUUUUAAUUUUCAUGCAUCUGACUCAAUCAUUUAUCAUAAAAAAGCUAAAUUGGGAGGAGAAAAAAAUUAAUAAAAAAAAAUUUCAAUUGUUUAGAACAAGAUAUUUUAGAAAAUGGAAAUCAAUACCAUAUAUAAGAGAUUCAGGAGAAAAUCAUAUAAAAGAAUUAACAAGAGAAAGAGUUAGAUUAAGUAAACAUACAGCAAAUCCAAUAACAUUAGGUGCAAACUUUUUAUUUAUAUGUAACUUAGAUAAUAGAUUGUCUUCUAAAGAUGUUACUCAUUUUUUUAAUUAUUUUAUUGGAAAUGGCAAUUGUGUAGCAAGAAUUAAAAAAAAUAGGUAUACAGGAAGAAAUAUAGGUCAUGGAAUUCUGAAAUUUAAAAAAGCUAUUGAUGCAACUUUAGUCUUAUUAAAUUAUCAAGGAAUAAAAUUAGGAGAAAAAAAUAUUAUUUUAACUGAAGCCUUUAAAAAUGAACAUUUAAAACAAAAAAAGCAUAUUUGCAAUGUUUUCGAAGUAAAAAAUCAUUAA